This is a messenger RNA of Lemur catta (Ring-tailed lemur), 1026 nucleotides long. RefSeq names its product U8 snoRNA-decapping enzyme-like. Lineage: Eukaryota; Metazoa; Chordata; Mammalia; Primates; Lemuridae. Gene Ontology annotation, cellular component: nucleus. The record is from RefSeq and is a predicted model, not a curated record. The coding region runs from base 28 to 651 and encodes 207 amino acids. The transcript has 3 exons. Gene Ontology annotation, molecular function: phosphodiesterase decapping endonuclease activity; snoRNA binding. Gene Ontology annotation, biological process: sno(s)RNA catabolic process; mRNA catabolic process.
GGGACAGCGCAGGGGCAGCGUCCGGCCAUGGCCGGGGCGCGCAGGCUGGAGCUGGCCGAGGCCCUGGCGCUGGGGCCUGGGUGGCGGCACAUCUGUCAUGCGCUGCUUUAUGCUCCAGACCCUGGAAUGCUCUUCGGCCGCAUCCCGCUGCGCUACGCCGUACUGAUGCAGAUGCGCUUCGAUGGGCGCCUGGGUUUCCCCGGUGGCUUCGUGGAGAAGCUGGACAGCAGCCUGGAGGACGGGCUGAACCGAGCGCUACUCCAGCAGCUGGGCGAAGGGGCGGCCGCCUUCCGCGUGGAACGUGCUGACUACCGCAGCUCACAUGCCGGGUCGAAGCCGGAUGUCGUGGCCCACUUUUAUGCCAAGUGUCUGACCCUCGAGGAACUGUUGGCCGUGGAGACUGGCGCAACAAGAGCCAAGGGCCAUGGACUGGAGGUGCUGGGCCUGGUUCGGGUACCACUGUAUACCCUGCGGGAUGGUGUGGGAGGCCUGCCCAUCUUUCUGGAGAAUUCCUUUAUUGGUGCUGCCCGGGAGCAGCUACUGGGAGCCCUCGAGGAUUUGGGACUGUUGGAACCUGGUGAAGUCUCAGGCCUCAAGAUCCCAGCUCGUCAACAGGGGCAACCCUUUGUGAACCCACCGAACCUGAGAUAAGGACCUUGGUACUGAGGGAGAGAGCGAAAGGAGAAUGUUUUCUCUUCUGGACUAAGAGAUGAUAGAUGAUAUCAGAUUAAAGUAAGGAUAAGUGUGCAUGAUAUGUUUUGAGCAGAGGACCUCCCCAACUCAGGGCAUCAGGGGCAAAAAUCCACAGGUCCAGGGGCUCUUGCAGAUUUUCAUAGCCUGUCUCCUUUCUGUAUGUUUUCACACACAGCCUGACACCUUUCCCCCAUCAUGUCCAGUUUGUCCAGGAAGUAGCAUUUGUCACCAUACCCUGCUCCUUGAUGGCAAGGAUCUUCCAAAGCAAUAGCAGAUCUCUUCCCACAUUCCUCCAUGGCUGCUCUCCAGCGUCUACCCCAGUGCAUGUUGGUG